CAGCAGCUGAUUGCAUUGGCAGCACUUUGAUAGGAGUCUAUAGAUGCUGAAAAAAGACACAACAAAGUGAGCAGAGAUCCACCAUCUGAACAGAAAAUGACAGAUUCAGCAGCUCAGGAACUUGACGAGCGAUGUUUCCUGUCGGCGCAGUCCAUGCCCAAUCUGAAGGUGUCCGAACAUUUUCAGGUCCUAAAACUCCUGGGAGAGGGAUCCUACGGAAAGGUCAUGUUAGCUGUCCACAGAAAGAGAGGAACCCCUAUGGCUCUCAAGUUCUUCCCUCGCCAGUCUACAUCGCUCACCUCUUUCCUGCGUGAAUACAAUCUCUCCCUUUCCUACUGCACCCAUCCUUCUCUGACACGGGCCCUCGGCAUCUUCUUUUCUACGCCGACCUACUAUGUAUUUGCCCAACAAGCUGGUCUAUACGGUGACCUCUACGACGUGAUAGUGUCAGAGGUUGGCGUGGAUGAAGAGUGUGUCCAGAGGGUGAUGUCCCAGCUGAGCGGUGCCGUAACACAUCUCCACUCCCUGGGCUUUGUCCACCGCGACAUCAAACCUGAGAAUAUCUUCCUGUGUGACAGUUCCUGUCGCUGGGUCAAACUGGGCGACUUCGGCCUGUCCCGGGCCAUCGGCUCCACUGUGCGCGCCGUCUGGUACGACUCUCCCUUCUGCACUCCUGAGGUGGAACCAGCCAAGGAGGCGCAGACGGAGAGGGAGUGGGAUGGGACUGAGGAGGAGAUGGAGGAGAUUUGGAUCACAGUGGAGCCCUGUAUUGACAGCUGGGCUCUUGGUGUGCUCGUAUAUUGCCUCCUAACUGGGUGCUUCCCCUGGGAGCAGAGCACCCAUGAUGACCGCGGCUAUCGUAGAUACAAGGAGUGGUUUGACAGUGAGGUAGAGAAGGAGGAGAAGAUGAGGCACUGUGAGUGGAGAGGCGAGGAGGAAAGAGACUGUUACACUAUCAUGAAGGAGAACCAAAGGAACAACCCUCCUCCCUCACAGUUUGAGGGCCUCAGCCCACUAGCGAUGACUCUUUUAAAGGAGCUGCUCCAUCCAGAGCCCAAACACAGAGGAAGCCCCGAGGAGAUCCUGAGCUACCUGGGAGGGCCGUGGCUGACAGAGACAGAAGUUGAAGAGAAUAGGAAAGCCGAUGAGGCAGAGAAGGAGGCAAGAAAAAUAAGAGAGGAGGGAGGAGUAGAAGAAGAGCUGGCGAGGGAGGGAAAAGGGGAGAGAUAAGCUUUGUUUCUAUUAAACUGUUUCAAGUCAGAUUUGUAUUAAAUGUUUGAAAAUAUUGCCCAAAUGUAUUUCUGUGUAUGACUUAAAUACAAACUAUUAAUACAGGCGUAUGUUCUAUGAUGUGCUAUAUUUUCAUAUUUUUUUUACAAAUAUUAUACAUAACACUUUCAUUGUUGUGUAUAUUCCAGAGUGUGUUCAUGUGUAUAUAUAUGUGUGUAUUAAUGACAUAAUAUAAUUGUGUAUAGAUUAUAGUAUGUGAAUCUUGAAAUUA
This is a messenger RNA of Trematomus bernacchii (emerald rockcod), 1501 nucleotides long. RefSeq names its product SH3 domain binding kinase family, member 3 (gene sbk3). Gene Ontology annotation, biological process: peptidyl-serine phosphorylation; peptidyl-threonine phosphorylation. Lineage: Eukaryota; Metazoa; Chordata; Actinopteri; Perciformes; Nototheniidae. Gene Ontology annotation, molecular function: ATP binding; protein serine/threonine kinase activity. The coding region runs from base 97 to 1230 and encodes 377 amino acids. The record is from RefSeq and is a predicted model, not a curated record. The transcript is spliced from 4 exons.